Molecule: messenger RNA, 1361 nt
Organism: Helianthus annuus (common sunflower)
Lineage: Eukaryota; Viridiplantae; Streptophyta; Magnoliopsida; Asterales; Asteraceae
Product: zinc finger protein WIP3-like
Exons: 2
Coding region: 7-933 (308 amino acids)
Biological process (GO): anatomical structure development; regulation of gene expression
Cellular component (GO): nucleus
Molecular function (GO): DNA-binding transcription factor activity
Source: RefSeq, a predicted model, not a curated record
AACACUAUGUGGUUUAAAGCCUCACCUUUCUUUGAAUGGCUCAACACAACAUCAUCAUCAUCUUCAUAUGACACCGCGAUGUUCUCUAAAGAACAAGAUUUCCCCAAUGAAAGGAUGCAAUGCCUACCCCUACUCAGUCGAUUACUCGACCAAGAUAAAAACGAUAGAGUUUUGAAGAUCAAAGAAGAAGACAUUAACGUCGAAAAAGUGACAGUAGCACUGCGCAUCGGUUUACCUAGUUAUAGUACAGAACCUGCAGAAGAUGUGGUGGUUACUGACAACUUUUUUGAUGAGUUUAAGGUAGAAGAUGGACAGAAGAAAUCAGACAUGAAGAUGAAGUUUAAUAAUGAACAUAACCAUGGGCACAACGUCAACAGUGAUCAUGAUCCAACAAGGUUUUGGAUACCGACAACAUCCCAAAUCCUUGUUGGACCUAUGCAGUUUGUUUGUUCCUUAUGUAACAAGACCUUUAAUAGGUACAACAACAUGCAGAUGCACAUGUGGGGGCAUGGUUCUGAAUAUAGGAAAGGACCAGAGUCACUUAAAGGCACACAACCAGCAGCCAUGUUAAGACUUCCAUGCUAUUGUUGUGUUCAAGGGUGCAAGAAUAACAUUAACCACCCCCGAGCCAAACCGUUAAAGGAUUUUCGCACUCUUCAAACACACUACAAGAGAAAGCACGGGGCUAAAUCGUUUACAUGCAGGAAAUAUUGUACAAAAAAGUUUGCGGUUAAGGGAGAUUGGCGAACACAUGAGAAAAAUUGUGGCAAAUUAUGGUAUUGCACUUGCGGAUCGGAUUUUAAGCAUAAAAGGUCACUCAAGGAUCACAUUCGCGCUUUUGGAAAUGGGCAUUCUCCACAUCCUUGUCUUGAAGGGUUUGAUCAUGAUGACAAAGAAUGUGUUACGGGUUCUGAGGAUGAAAUCGCACGUUAAUAGUAGUUGACCAACAUUCAACUAAUGAAACUAUUUAAGGUUUGAUGCUAUUAGCACUUUGAAGAUUGCUAGCAACAAUCAUUAGAGUUCUAGUAGAAUCAAUACUUUCUUUAAAUUUCACAUAUGAGUAUUGUUGUUGUAAUAAGGAAGGAAGAUCCUCUUAAAGCCUUGAAGUCCAUAAAUUUUCAUCUCUUUAUAAGUGAGAGGAAACAAAUAUGUAAAACGUCUCUCCUUGAUUAGAGAAAAUUUAUCGGCUUCAUAGCUAGCGGUUGAUCUCCACCAUUUGUAUUUGUAGUUUCGUUUUUCGUAUUUUGGUAAGAUACAAUUUUAGUUGUAAUGUUUUUCUUCUCUAUCAAGCAAUGUUGAGCUGCUAAAUUUAUUGCUAAUGUAUGCUUGUGAGAUUGCUUGAGGAGAUGUUUAUAAGACAA